AUGAAGAUCACCAUGGGAGUCACAGGUGAGAAUGCCACCGGCUUCCUGUCUGUGCUUGACCCCCGCAGCGCCCAAGCUGCUUCCUUCCUAUUCAACUUCAGCUAUGGCGACUAUGAUAUGCCCUUGGAUGAAGAUGGGGAUGUGACCAAUUCUCAGACUUUCUUUGCUGCCAAGAUUGUCAUCGGUAUGGCCCUGGUGGGCAUCAUGCUGGUCUGUGGCAUUGGCAACUUCAUCUUCAUCAUUGCCCUGGCCCGCUACAAGAAGUUGCGCAAUCUUACCAACCUACUCAUCGCCAACCUGGCCAUCUCUGAUUUCCUGGUGGCCAUUGUCUGCUGCCCCUUUGAGAUGGACUACUACGUGGUGCGCCAGCUCUCUUGGGAGCAUGGCCACGUCCUGUGUGCCUCUGUCAACUACCUGCGUACUGUCUCUCUCUACGUUUCCACCAAUGCCCUGCUGGCUAUCGCCAUCGACAGAUAUCUGGUCAUCGUCCACCCCUUGAGACCCCGGAUGAAGUAUCAAACAGCCACGGGCUUGAUUGCCUUGGUGUGGGCGGUGUCCGUCCUCAUCGCCAUCCCUUCAGCCUACUUCACAACUGAAACGGUUCUCAUCAUCGUCAAGAACCAGGAGAAGAUCUUCUGCGGCCAGAUCUGGCCGGUAGACCAGCAGAUCUACUACAAGUCCUACUUUCUCUUCAUCUUCGGCAUCGAGUUCGUGGGCCCCGUGGUCGCCAUGACCCUGUGCUAUGCUAGGAUCUCACAGGAACUCUGGUUCAAGGCCGUACCUGGUUUCCAGACGGAGCAGAUCCGGAAGCGGCUGCGCUGCCGCCGGAAGACAGUCCUGGUGCUCAUGUGCAUCCUCAUGGCCUACGUGCUGUGCUGGGCGCCCUUCUACGGCUUCACCAUCGUGCGCGACUUCUUCCCCACGGUGUUCGUGAAGGAGAGGCACUACCUCACGGCCUUCUACAUCGUGGAGUGCAUCGCCAUGAGCAACAGCAUGAUCAACACCCUGUGCUUCGUGACCGUCAAGAACAACACCAUCAAGUACUUCAAGAGGAUCGUGCUGCUCCACUGGAAGUCUUCUUAUAAUGGGAGCAAGUCCAGCGCGGACCUUGAUCUCAAAACCGUGGGGGUGCCCGCCACGGAAGAGGUGGACUGCAUCAGGCUAAAAUAA
Molecule: messenger RNA, 1170 nt
Organism: Phyllostomus hastatus (greater spear-nosed bat)
Lineage: Eukaryota; Metazoa; Chordata; Mammalia; Chiroptera; Phyllostomidae
Gene: PROKR1
Product: prokineticin receptor 1
Exons: 2
Coding region: 1-1170 (389 amino acids)
Biological process (GO): neuropeptide signaling pathway
Cellular component (GO): membrane
Molecular function (GO): neuropeptide Y receptor activity
Source: RefSeq, a predicted model, not a curated record